AUCAGCGGCAGCCAGUAUAAUGUAAGGCCCUUUUUUUCUAAAGAGGAAUACAAUACUCUCCAAAGCAAUGUUGAAGAGUAGUGGAGAUAAGGCAUCUUCCUGUUUGAGGCCUGUUGUAAAUAAUAUAGACAGUUUUACUUCAAUUCUUAAUCUGCUUAUUUUAAGUUAGUUGAACUACAUACCUAGAAUUCUGCCAUUGUAGUUAAUUAAAAGUGUCAAACCUGUGUAUGUCAUUUAUUGGCCAAUUGGUGAAUGUUACUAUCAUGAUAUAGUGAUGAGCACACUAAUAAUGGCAAAAUAAAGCAAAAGGUGAAAAACAUAAUACAUUGUGAGGUAAAAAGAGAUGAAACUAGUAAAGGUGGAAAUUACUACAUUACACAGUUCCUCGCCUUUAGACGUAUCGGAGGACUAUGAGAACUGUCACUGUGAUAGGAGAAUUUUAUAAAAUACUUCUGUCACAGACGUCUAAAGGUGGGAAAUUAUGUAAUGCAAUGUUAAUUUAUACGUUUAUAUUGAUAUUUUCCACCUCUACUAGUUUCAUCUCUUAUUAUUUCACAAUGUAUUAUGUUUUCCAUCUUCUGCGUUAUUAGUGCGCUCAUCACUGUAUACCAUGUCUAUACCCAUUCAAUACUCUAUAGAUAGGUACUGUAAAAUGGCUGAAUAGUGAUGGAAAGAGUAAAAAAAUGUAUUAUUCUAUAAAUAUUUUAAUAUUCUUAGGUCCGGUUUCACCAACAACAAAAUAAAGCAAUGAAUAGUUAUUGGUCGAUCGACCUCCAAAUACUAGGUUGAUAGAGUACAAAUCUUUUGAUUUAAGGUUUAUAAAAUGUUUCUAUAUACCGGACUACCUUUUGUUGUUCACAAAAAAACAUUUCUCCAACUCGAAUUUCUUAAACAAACACUCAAAAUUAAGUACCAAAUUUUUGGUUAUAAAUAUAUGUGGUAUUCACACUAAAUCAAGAGAGCAAUUGAUAUACAUGGUUUCUUUUUUCGGCUGUAGAAAAUAGUCUGGUGUAUUUGGAUUUUUUCUAACAGUUGUAAAUCGUGAGAUACAAGGUUUUCAAACUAAAACCAAUAAAUAAUAUAUAGUAUUACCAGACUAAAACCACCAAAAUGUGAUUUUCGAAAAAAAUGAGAUAAAAGGUUUUCACACUAAGCCAUCGAUAUACAAUAUAAAUAAUAAGUGAAUAGAAUACAAUAAUACAAUUAUUUUAUAUUUAUUAUACAAUAAUACUUUUCAAUAACAUUCAAAGAACAAAAUAUUCAAAUUCAAAUGUUAUUCAAUAAAUUGACAAUAAAGUAAACAAGUAAAACACUCGCGGCUAGCGAAAACAUAAUACUUUAGCUGGCGAGCUUCUAGACAAUUGACAGUCUAGUCAUGAUUUGGCGGGCAAUAUUUGAAAAGCAUAUUUAUAAUAAAUAUAUUAUUUAAGACAGUAAAUAAAAGAUCUCAUUCGCUUGUUCGAUUAUUUAUAUAAGUGAAAUUCAAAAUAUACUUUAAAUACCUAAUUGUAAAGCAUUAGCAAGGUUUUAAAUACAAAACAUCAAUAAUAUGUAUUAGUUAUAAGACAAUGGGAAUGUAGCAAUUUUACAUCAUUAUUUGGAAUUUCUUUAAUAGAAGGUUUGUUCAAACGCCAAUUUUGAGUUUUUUCUUAACCUAAUUUCCUUUGUUUAGUAAUAUUGUUAUUGCGCGGAAUAUUUCUAUUUUCCUCUAGUACUAUUAUUGAUCUGCUUCCUUCUGCAUUUAGCACAGCUUCAAUGAACGGUUAAACGUUUUGUUUUAUUUCAUUCUGUCAUUGAGGAAAUUAGAUCAAUUUGAGCACAUAUCAAGCCAGUUUUUUAAAUGUAAUUUUUCUUUGUCUAACUUGGGAUCAUGCAUUAUCACCAUCUUCAGUUUCCUUAAUAUGUUCUGUAUUUUAUUUUCAGAAGUAGAUUCUUAAAUUAUUAGGGCAUUGAUAUCAAAAUAAACUUUAUUGUGUAAGUAAUGAUUUAUAGCGGGUACCACUUAAUUUUACAUACUCAUAACAACACCACACAUUUGGGCACAUUUUGACGGAAAAGUGAUGAAAGUAAAACAUCAAACCACUCCAGUUUCAGCAACUAAUAUAAUAAAUUACCUACCCACUUAAAUUCUAGACAAGAAAAUCGUGUGAAAUUUUAAUCAUGUGCUUUAGGUGAAUUAUUAAUAAAAAAGAUUUAAAAUAAACAGCUUAAUACAUAUUUCAUUUUCUCUCUGGUAAAAAGAUUAUUGCUUUUGUCCUCUUUCAACCAUCUGGACAUUUGGUCUUCUUAACUUUCAUAAGUGGUCAGCCGACACCCGCUGCGCCGAUGUUCCUAAAGUCUUUGUUUUCAAUUGUAUCCUAUGUAGUUUGAUUUUUUUUCUUUGUCUUUCAAACACAUGUUUAAGAAUCCAGAUAUUUUGUGACACAAACCUACCUUUGAAAAGUUAUUUUAUUUUUAAAACUUUGUGUGACUUCAGUGACUUGUGAAGUUCCAACUAUAAAGUUUCUUGGUUUUGUUUUUCUUCCUUAUUUUAUUAUAUUCUAACACGAAAUAAAAUGAGUAAUAUCGAGAGAAGUUUUAUAUGUUGUAUUUGUAAAGGACCAUCCUUCUCAAAACAGUCAAAUCUUAGGGCCCACGUAAAAAAGUUCCAUCCAGACAAACUGGAGGAAUUGGCACCAAAAAAUGUUAAAAACGUAGCAGCUAUAUGCAAUGAAUGCAAUCAGACUUUCUCAAAAUACUCCAAUUUGAAAGAGCAUGUCCGGACAUUUCAUCCAGAAAAAAUGGAAGUCUUAAUCAAAGAUAAGUUUUAUCUUUACAAAUGCAGUGAAUGUUCCAAGCAAUUUUCGGGUUUAGCAAAUUUCAACGCUCAUAAGAAAAUACAUACAACUCCGAAAAUUGUUUCCCACCGUAAGCCCAAACAAUUGAAGUGUCCUUUAUGUAAAUAUGAAGAUAUCAAAUCGAAGUUAAUACACCAUUUUGGAGAAAAGCAUGAAGUUGUUGUUAAAGCUGAAAAUAUGCAAUUUAAUUCAUUAGAAGAAUUUCAUUUUUGGAAAUUGGAAGAGGAAAAAACAACUAGAUCAUUUUUUGUAAAGAAUCGUAGUUCCAGUAAUGUUUCAAAUGGCACUAAAACAAUAUAUAAUUGUCAUAGGUCAGGAAAAUACAUUGCUAAAGGAAACAAUAAAAGACAUUUAAAAUACAAAGGCUCUAACAAAAUAAAUGCUUUCUGUCCAGCCAAUAUUACAGUCAUUCAAGAAGCAAAUAUCUGCAAGGUAGAUUAUGUUAAGAUGCAUAUUGGACAUCAGAAUAACUUAGGUCAUUUAUUUUUAAGUCAGGAAAAAAAGCGGGAAUUAGCUAGUAAAAUAGCUGCAAAGAUUCCAUUAGCUGCCAUUUUAGAUGAAAUUAGAGAUUCUAUGACAAGUGCAAAUUUUUCAAGGAUUCAUCUUCUAACUAAAAAAGAUUUGCAUAAUAUUGAACAAACAUACAAUCUAAAUGCAACACCUGUCAGACAUAGGAAUGAUGCCAUAAGUGUCCAAGCAUGGGUAAAUGAACUACAAAAAAGUAAUAGUGUACUUUUCUAUAAACCGCAAGAUGAUUUAUCAGAAGAGCACUCAUGUUUAAAAAGAGAAGAUUUUGUUUUAAUUCUAAUGACCGAAGGUCAAAAGGAGAUGCUUGACAAAUUUGGGGGUGAUUGCAUUUGUGUAGACGGAACACACGGAAUAACUAGUUACGGAUUUGAAUUGGUAACAUUAUUGGUUCUUGAUGAUAUGCGAGAGGGAUUUCCAUGUGCAUUUAUGAUAUCCAAUAGAACAGAUGAAGACGUUAUGUGCAUAUUAUUUUCUUGUAUUAGAAAAAGUUUGCAAUCAAAAAUUUCGCCCAAAGUAUUCAUGUCGGAUAUGGCAGAAUCAUUUUUUAAUGCAUGGAUAAAAAUUAUGAGUCCUCCAGAAUACAGGCUAUAUUGUUGUUGGCAUGUAGACCGCGCAUGGAGGAAGAAUCUUUCGAAGAUUUCUGCUAAGGAUAUGCAAGUAGUGGUCUACCAACAAUUGCGUACCUUGCUUCAAGAAACGGAUGUAAAAGCAUUUUCACUUAUGUUGGAGACAUUUUUAAAAAGCCUCUACGAAAAUGAGGCUACCUUGGAGUUUGCAAAUUAUUUUAAAAUCCAUUAUGCUAAUAAAGUUGAUAGUUGGGCUUAUAGUUAUCGUCUAAAUAGCGGUUUGAACACGAACAUGCAUUUAGAACGUAUGCAUCAUACCAUAAAGUAUAUCUAUCUAAAAGGCAAACAUAACAAGAGACUAGAUAGGGCUAUUUCUGCUCUAUUGAAGUUUGUAAGAGAUAAACUGUUUGAUCAAUUAAUAACAAUUCAUAAAGGUAAACUGUGUACUAAAUUGAGAGAACUAAGGUCGAGGCAUAAGUCAAGCCAAGAACUUGAUCACAACUUAGUGAUAAAAAUGGAUACUGUUUGGCAAGUUCCUUCAUCCACAACUCAGGAAAUAUAUUUGGUAGAGCAAAGGAAAGUUGAUUGUGCUUGUAAAAUCGUUUGCUUGGAAUGUGAUGCUUGCUUUCACCAAUAUUCGUGUACAUGUAUAGAUUCAAGCGUCAGAUAUAAUAUGUGUAAACAUAUACAUUUAGUAUGCCGAUAUGAACAACACCUACCGGGUGAAAAAAAUGCAGAAUCACUUAUAACAGAAACGGACUCGGAUCAAGUAUAUCCAGCUUACUCGACAACUUCAAAGUUUCAAAGAUGGCAAUGCCCUAAUAAUUCAAGAAUGUACUUCUGAAAAUAAAAUACAGGAUUUAGUUAAGGUAUUAAGUUCUAAGGAAACUGAAGAUGGUGAUAAUGAUGCCAAGUUAGACAAAGAAAAAUUAAAUUUAAAAAACUGGAUAUGGGAUCAAAUUGAUAAAAUCUCCUCAAUGACAGAGCUAAAUGAAA
This is a messenger RNA of Diabrotica virgifera virgifera (western corn rootworm), 4927 nucleotides long. RefSeq names its product RING finger protein nhl-1-like. The record is from RefSeq and is a predicted model, not a curated record. Gene Ontology annotation, biological process: protein polyubiquitination; proteasome-mediated ubiquitin-dependent protein catabolic process. The coding region runs from base 2556 to 4775 and encodes 739 amino acids. Gene Ontology annotation, molecular function: ubiquitin protein ligase activity; protein binding. Lineage: Eukaryota; Metazoa; Arthropoda; Insecta; Coleoptera; Chrysomelidae. The transcript has 7 exons.